CGCUCGCGGGGCUCUUCGCGCCGCAGGCUCCCUCGCUGCAGCACACACAAUGCUUCUCCGCGCCGGCCUCAGCCUGAUGCUCGCCUCCUCCCCGCCGCCGCCGCUCGGUCUCGCGACGGAGCUGCUCCUCUCCGCCUCCGACUCAAUGGUCGCCGCCGCCGCCGUCCUCGGCGAGAACCAGCGACAGGAGGAGGAGCCUGGCCGGCUCUCGGCUUGCGGCUGCGCGCUCGGUAACGCGGCGCGCGAGCUGGAGCUCUUUGCGCACGAGGUGUGCGUAGCGCGGGAGUGGGAGUCGGCCACGGCGCCGCUCGCCGCCGCGGCAGCCUGCCUCUCCACCGCCGCAGCCGCUGUGGACGGCUUCUUGGAUGACGGCGACGCGCUGCAGUGUGCCGCCGACGAGCUCGAGGACGCGUCGUCAGUCACCGGAUGCAUCAUGCUGGCCGCCGCCGCGGGGCCAAACUUGGACGCGGCGGGCGGUCACCUCGCGGCUGCCGGUAGCGCCGUCGCGGCGCACGGCGGCGGCCUCGCAGGAGGUGUGACGGCCGCGCACGCUGAGGCGGGGGCGCGCCUGCAGGGCGCGGGCGGGGCGAUGGAGCAGGCGGGCCGGGCGCUGGCGCAGGCCGGGAGGCAUCUGGAGGAAGGGGUGAGUUGAUAAUAAAGAAAAGACGACUACGCCGGCUAGUCGC
Emiliania huxleyi CCMP1516 is the source of this 686-nucleotide messenger RNA. RefSeq lists its product as hypothetical. The record is from RefSeq and is a predicted model, not a curated record. The transcript is spliced from 2 exons. NCBI's taxonomy places the organism in Eukaryota, Haptophyta, Isochrysidales, Noelaerhabdaceae. The coding region runs from base 50 to 652 and encodes 200 amino acids.